Messenger RNA from Durio zibethinus, 2502 nucleotides. Its product is annotated as 4-coumarate--CoA ligase 2-like. Gene Ontology annotation, molecular function: 4-coumarate-CoA ligase activity. Lineage: Eukaryota; Viridiplantae; Streptophyta; Magnoliopsida; Malvales; Malvaceae. The record is from RefSeq and is a predicted model, not a curated record.
AAGCCUAUGAAAAUAAUCAAAACAAACUAUCAAAGGAAAAGAUGUGGGAGUAGCAUGACGAACGUAAGGCAAGAAAGGGACCAAAAGACCAAAAGGUGGGGAGAAGAAGGUAGGUAGGCAGGAUGGGGUAAUGAAAGUUUUGAUGUAGAAAGAAGGCCGUGGGUGGCUGGUGUCCAUUUGAACGUGAGAUAGGCAUGCUUUGCUACAGCUCUACUCUCCCUCUCAAACCCACCCACUUCUCUCUUCAUUAUGCUCUACCUACCACCAAGCUUCUCUUCCCUUAUAUUUAUUACUCAUUUCCUUCCUCCCCCUUCCCCUAGCUCUAAUCCAUUCUCAGUUUCACAAACAAAAGCAAAAUUAUCCCGGCAAAUAAAACAAGAAAAACCCAUCAAACCCAAUUACCAUGAUAUCCGUUGCUGAUCCUGUUGAACCCCAAAAGUCAGAGCUCUCUCCUUCUUUGUCUCCUCCUGCAACAAAGCCUUCCUCUGACACUUCUGGUGAUCAUAUUUUCAGGUCGAAAUUGCCUGACAUUCCAAUCUCAAACCAUUUACCUCUCCAUACUUAUUGCUUUGAAAACCUCUUGAAUUUCCCUGAUAAACCAUGUUUGAUCUCUGGAUCCUCUGGCAAGACCUAUUCUUUCUCCGAAACUUACUUGAUUGCACAAAAGACAGCAGCUGGUUUAUCCAAUUUAGGCAUUCAAAAGGGUGAUGUCAUCAUGAUUCUUCUCCAAAACUGUGCUGAAUUUGUCUUCUCUUUCAUGGGAGCUUCAAUGAUAGGAGCAGUUUCCACUACGGCCAACCCUUUUUACACAUCAACUGAGAUCUUCAAGCAAUUCAAAGCUGCUAGAGCCAAACUCAUAGUCACGCAAUCCCAAUACGUUGACAAGCUUAAAGACACCACCAACGAAAGCUUCCCCAAAAUAGGUGAAGAUUUCAAGGUGAUCACCAUCGAUGACCCUCCAGAAAACUGUUUGCAUUUCUCAGUGUUAUCAGAGGCAAAUGAGAAGGAGAUCCCUCAAGUUUCCAUUGACCCUGAUGACCCUGUGGCUUUACCAUUCUCUUCAGGAACAACAGGGUUACCGAAAGGAGUCAUACUAACUCACAAAAGCUUGAUCACAAGCGUAGCUCAGCAAGUAGAUGGAGAGAACCCAAAUCUUUACUUGAAACAUGACGAUGUUGUUUUAUGUGUUUUGCCUUUGUUUCACAUCUACUCACUCAACAGCGUGCUGUUGUGUUCCUUAAGAGCUGGAGCUGCGGUUCUGUUAAUGCAGAAGUUUGAGAUAGGGGCUUUGUUGGAGCUGAUAGAGAGGCAUAAAGUGUCGGUUGCUGCGGUGGUGCCGCCGUUGGUGUUGGCGUUGGCUAAGAAUCCGAUGGUGGCUCAGUUUGACUUGAGCUCAAUCAGGGUGGUGCUUUCAGGGGCUGCCCCGCUUGGAAAAGAGCUUGAAGAGGCUCUCAGGGGAAGGGUUCCACAAGCCGUUUUGGGUCAGGGGUAUGGAAUGACAGAGGCUGGACCAGUUCUAUCCAUGUGCUUGGGAUUUGCAAAGCAGCCUUUUCCAACCAAGUCUGGUUCAUGUGGCACAGUGGUUAGAAAUGCUGAGCUUAAGGUCAUUGACCCUGAAACCGGCUGCUCUCUGGGCUACAAUCAACCUGGGGAGAUUUGCAUUCGUGGAUCCCAAAUCAUGAGAGGUUAUUUGAAUGAUACUGCGGCCACAGCAACUACCAUAGAUAUGGAGGGCUGGCUUCAUACAGGUGACAUAGGUUAUGUGGAUGAAGAUGAUGAGAUUUUCAUUGUUGAUAGAGUAAAGGAAAUCAUCAAAUUCAAAGGCUUCCAAGUGCCACCAGCUGAGCUUGAGUCGCUCCUUGUAAGCCAUCCAUCAAUUGCAGAUGCAGCUGUAGUUCCGCAAAAAGAUGAAGUUGCUGGUGAAGUUCCUGUUGCAUUUGUGGUCCGAUCAAAUGGUUUGGAACUUACAGAAGAAGCUAUCAAAGAAUUCAUUGCCAAACAGGUAGUCUUUUACAAGAAAUUGUAUAAGGUGCACUUUGUUCAUGCAAUUCCCAAGUCUCCUUCAGGAAAGAUACUGAGAAAAGAUCUCAGAGCCAAGCUGGCUGCUGCUGCUGCACCCACUGCCCUGCCUUGAAAAAUGCUUCAAAUUGUGAGGAACCAUGGUGAUUUGAUUUUUCAUAGUUGGGAUAAAUGUGUCAAAAGAGUUACUGGCAGCAAAAUCAGUAGCUUUUUUUUUUUUUUUUUUUUUCCUUCUUCGAUUUCUGAAAUUGGUCCAUGCUUGUAAUGUAAUUUGUUUCAUCGUAUUCAUGAAAUAAGAGGGAAAUCAAAACCAUUAUUGUCGCUUGAAGAGAUUUAGCUCAACUUGUAAGAGUGGAAUUAGAUUUAGAUAGACAUUUUAAGUAGGAACUUCUCGUGUACCAAAAAAUUGAGAAAGAAAAAUCAUUCUGAGUUGCUUCCUUAAUUAUAUAAGCUUUGAAUAAUAAUGGUGUAUAAAGGAUCUUC